AUGCUACGAACGCGCGACCCCCGCAUCCGGCAACGGAUCAAUCAGAUAUCCCAUAACCUAGAGACCGCCAACGAAACCGCCCAAGAAGGCAUUUACGCUUUCUCACACAACUAUAUCUCUCCCUGCUUCGCGUCGGUGGGAAAUUGCGUCACUGCCUGCACGGCCCCUUGCCUCCCGAGACGGGACGACCAUCUCCGGCGGCGACGCCGCGGCCAAGCCGAGGCGAACUUUGAUUUCUACGACGAUUGGGACAAUGAAGAAGAAGACGAUGGGAUCCUGGGCUGGGGAACAGGCGAACUUGACCGCCUGCUGGCCGGAAGCGGGCUGGCACGCGGCCCUGCAGACCAACCGCGCCGUCAAAGGCGGAUGAGCUACGGAACACGCAACACAAGACGCAGGAGCACCGUGCACAUUCCCGAUAAUCGCACCGAUCCGACCGUUAUCCCAAGCUCAUCGCUGUUGGGCUUCCUAGAGCGCUUCCCCUGGCGACUAGGCGCAAGAGGUGUCAAGUAUCGACCCUCUGCCGCUGAUUUACAGGAACACCCAGGUGCCCGGCGGUAUGCGCAUGAGGAUGAACCAUUGAUGGAAGGAACGGAUGAUGAAAUUAUCACAUCGCCUACGCCGCAUGGCAGGAACCGAAGCGCGACACAAUCAUCUCGUGGCACUGAUAACUCGCUCAGCUCGCGCGGUGAUCUAUUCCCUAGCGACGAAGAAGAAGAUGCAGUUCCCCUAGACGAUGAAUUUGCACUGGCUUUCGGGCGUCGUGGGACAGGCUUAGAGUCAGACGACCAGUCGGGACCCAGGUCUGAACUCAAAUCGGGGUCCGCUUCUAGUCUUGGUGGUGAUUCCUCCAAGAAGAUGAAACGCAAGAAGAGACGCUCUUCAAAACGCGCACAUAGCUCCACUGAUGCUGUCGAACGACAGGACAUUGAUGCCCCGUCUUUGGCUGAUCUGAAAUCAGAGGAGCAUCAGGCAGCCCUCGAAGAAGAGGCGGCAAUUGCGAACAGACGACUAGCUGCCCAGGAACUGGCUAUGAGUCGAGGCCUUGAUAUGGGAGGCGACAAGUUUGUAACAUCUAAGCGUUCAAGCAUCCUGUCCCAAGACGAGGACAAACAUUAUGAUUCCCCAAAAAGGACAUUCAGCGAGUCGUCGAGUCGUCGGCUGUCUGGAAACCAAACAGAACAAUUUCCAGCUCUCUCCAUGUCGCCUUUGUCGCUGGCUGUGGACUCUCCCGGUUUAUCGAAAGCCUCGCCGAGAGCCAUGUCGCCUCAUGAAUUGGGUGACGCCAACUCUCGGGAGUAA
Molecule: messenger RNA, 1302 nt
Organism: Penicillium olsonii
Lineage: Eukaryota; Fungi; Ascomycota; Eurotiomycetes; Eurotiales; Aspergillaceae
Source: the annotation of a GenBank genome assembly